Molecule: messenger RNA, 846 nt
Organism: Trichoplax adhaerens
Lineage: Eukaryota; Metazoa; Placozoa; Uniplacotomia; Trichoplacea; Trichoplacidae
Exons: 7
Coding region: 1-846 (281 amino acids)
Molecular function (GO): nucleic acid binding; zinc ion binding
Source: RefSeq, a predicted model, not a curated record
AUGAUUCAACAUAGAUGUCGAAAUUGUGGAGCCACUGGGCAUCGUUACUGGGAAUGCCCAGAGCAGCGAAAUCUUACAAGUACUAUCGCAUGUACCAUAUGCGGUGGUAUUGGCCAUGUAGCAACUGAUUGUAAACAAAAAAGUAACGAAGAAGGUGGUAACGAGCCAGUAGAACCUGUUAUCGAUAGAGAAAAAAUGGAUAAUGAGUACCUAUCAUUGAUGGCCGAACUGGGUGAAGGCUCUGCCCCUGAAGAAAUUACUAAGAAACCAGAUACUACUAGUGCAGCGACAUCUACUCCUGCUACUAAUCUUAAUACCGUAAUCACAACUGCUACUAUUGCAACUACUACUUCUACCACAGCAGUUCCUGCACCUCCAGCUCCUGCUCCUGCUCCUGCUCCGACAUCUGUACCCAUUAGUGGUGGUCCUCAUCCAAUGCCUCCAGCUUCAGGGAUGCCUAUGACAAAUAUGCCUAUGGCCCCUGGUCCUCCCGGUUUUGGUGCUUUCCCUCCGUAUGGAUAUCCGAUGAUGCCUCAACCUACGUGGGGUGGUUAUCAACCUUGGGGAUAUCCACCAAUGCAACAACCUUUACCACAUGGUCCAUCAGUACCAAGCGGUAACCCCCCUCCUCCUGGUUUAGCUGCUUCGGACACAAAUCCAUCGGCUGUACCAUCAGCUCCUUGGCAACAAGCCAAUGUUCCUAAUCCAGGUGGUGCGCCUUGGCUUCAACCUGGUGCUGCAGCGCCUGGAUUUGACUCAAAAAAUGUCACUGCUCCUCCACCUCCUGGUACCGCUCCAUGGCAACAGGCACCACCACCACCUCCGCCACCUCCUCCGGAACCUUAG